Molecule: messenger RNA, 814 nt
Organism: Caenorhabditis auriculariae
Lineage: Eukaryota; Metazoa; Nematoda; Chromadorea; Rhabditida; Rhabditidae
Source: the annotation of a GenBank genome assembly
AUGUCGUCGAGAAAGGCGGUGAAAACGGCGCUUAACGCAGGCCGCUACCCUCUAUACCUCUAUAAAAAUAUUUUGAGGUGGUUCUUUCUAAAGGAUCCUCUACCAAUAUCGGGUUUAGAUUGCACUAUGGACUUCCGGCUCAGGCCCGACUUAUGGGCGACACCUAUGUUCGAGACGAGUUCCGGAGGCACAAAACGGCGGCGCCAGAACACGUCAAAGUUUUCAUUGAAGAAUGGACGGUUGGUUCUUUUUCUCAUAUUUUUGAAAAUGAGGUAGAACUAGCUAAAGUUCUCAAAUAGAAAGGUUUAAAAAAACUGACGGUGAGUUUUCGCUCAGUCACAUUCAGUCAAUCUCACAUCUAAAAUCUUCAGAAUCUUCUCGGACUCUAGUUUUUUCAAGGAAUGAAGCUACAAAACGUAGACAUCGUGUUUAAGCUCGCGUUUCCAUAAGCUGAUCAACACAUCAAAAAUUAUUUUUUUUUUCCGAUUUUUAGAGAAAAGUAUGAUACUUUUUAUGUUAUUAUUAAAUUUGCAAUCCAAAUCUGUUCAGCCCGUUCACAAUAAAAAAAGUAGAAAGAUAUAAUAGAUGAGGUUUGCAGAACUACUGCGUGAUGCUUUCGAAGCAACUUUCCGGGAGCGGACUGAGACGGGGCGCUUUUGGGAAAGACCUCGAAGGGAAAAUUGACGACCUGGCCGACGAACAGAUUCAUCAACUACUGGAACUAAAAAUCGAGGCAGAAAAACACCUCGGCAGCGACUCGCAAUUCGUAAAGUCCUUAGAAGACCUAGGAAUUAUAAAAGAGUCUAAAAAAUGA